Messenger RNA from Haliotis rubra (blacklip abalone), 4358 nucleotides. RefSeq names its product F-box/LRR-repeat protein 5-like. Gene Ontology annotation, molecular function: protein binding. Gene Ontology annotation, cellular component: SCF ubiquitin ligase complex. The transcript has 11 exons. The record is from RefSeq and is a predicted model, not a curated record. Bases 46 to 1914 code for a protein of 622 amino acids. NCBI's taxonomy places the organism in Eukaryota, Metazoa, Mollusca, Gastropoda, Lepetellida, Haliotidae. Gene Ontology annotation, biological process: SCF-dependent proteasomal ubiquitin-dependent protein catabolic process; intracellular iron ion homeostasis.
CGUCACAAUCUCGCGAGAACACAUUUAUCUCCCGUUUGAGACAAAAUGGCGCCUGAGUGGCCAGAGGAAGUGGAUGUCUUUACGGUUCCCCACUCACGCAUGAAACAACUGGUUCACAAGUAUUUAGAUAUGAUGACAUCAACCAAUUUCUCUGAUGUUGCUCACUUGCGCACCUUACUGGAGAACCUGUGUAACACAUUCCGGGAAUUCCGUGCACACGAGCACAUCGAGAACAAAUAUAUCAUGCAUAAACUAAAGGUGAAACUGAGAUCCCUAUCCAUCACCAACAAAGCAGUCUGCAACUGCCAUUCAGAUAACCAGUUGUCAGAAAUGCUGAGAUUGGUGUAUGCAGGCUACACUUGGACCAGCAAGACAGCUAGUGAAAGGCUCAACUAUGGCUUGCAACUGCGGAAGGCCCUGGAAGAUUUCACAAAACAGUUUCUGCCCCAUAUGGAAGAGGAGGAGGAGGUGUUUCAGCCAAUGCUUAUCAAGUAUUUCACAUAUGAAGAGCUGAAGGAGAUCAAAGCCAAUGUGAUCAAGCAGCAUCUGGCACAACACUGGUCCCCCGACAGUCACAAGGAGAAGUGUGUGGAGGACGCCCUGUCUAGUGAGUCAUCUGAUGAAGAGACAGAUGCAUGUGCACCAGUGGCCAGUUGUCAGAGUCUUCCUGAUGAGAUCCUACUAUGUGUAAUGUCUCUCCUGUCUCCACAAGACCUGGCCAGAUGUGCCCAGGUGUGUCAACGCUGGAACAAGAUGGCCCUGGAUUCCUCACUCUGGUCUCACCUGUACCCCAUGCAGUGGGCUCAAGGUGAGUGGAGCAGCCUCCCACCCUCAUAUGUUGGGGAAGAAGGUGAAGUGACUCACUCUCCCAAGAGUUUCAUCAUUGAUGAGGAUGCUGAUGUGGAUGAAUCGGAGAGUCUUGAGGAUGAGAAUGAUGAAGAUAAUGAAAACAAACACUACAAACAGGCUUACAAGGAGUGGAAGAUGCUGACCGGGCUGACGAAUGGUCUGCUGCAUCAUGUCGGGGACAGCGUCACACACUGUUCACUUGCGUAUAGCAAGGGCCUCACCAACAACCUGCUGCGGCAGCUGUUGAUGAGAUGUGGGAAGCUGCAGUACCUGGACCUGUCCUACACCCCCAUCUCGGACGCAGCAUUCAAAGGCCUCUCUGAAGGGUGCUGUUCCCAGCUGAGACACUUGGACUUGACAGGAUGUGUGAACAUUACGGACAUCUCCCUCCAGCGACUGUCCCAGGCAAUGACCUGCCCCCACACAGGCAGACAGCACAACCCUGUUUCAUGUGACACGUUUGACAUUCAGCAUCUCUCACAACAUACACAAGUACCAACUGGAACGCUGCCUUAUUCUGAGAUGAGGAAGUGGCUUAUCUGUGAUGCAGUGCUAGGAGAUUUGUUUGAGCGUAGUCAAAAGUGUUCUUCAGAAACUUGCUGUGGUACAGAGAAACCAAAGACAUUUGAGCAAAAUCUGAAGUCUGUCCAAGUUUCACAGGCCACUCUCACUCAUUGCAGUAGCUCUGACAUCAGACAAUUAGUAAAUCAAGUCAGACAGCAUUUUGUUUGUAACAAAAGCCUGACCAGCAGUGUUUGCGAGCAGUGUGAGAACAGAACUGGCCUAGAGUACCUGAGUUUGUCGGGCUGCUACCAGAUCACGGACGUUGGCCUCAGAGCAUUGUCUGAAGAGAAGUGUGUGCGGUCACUUGCUUUCCUGGAUUUAUCGGGAUGUGUUGGCAUUCGUGCUCGUGGCCUGUCAGACAUGGUGAGUGCAUGUCAGCACCUGGAUCAUGCACAGCUCUUCUACUGUGACAAUAUCGCUGAUGACCCGUUUGCCAAGUCAGCCAGUGGAUGCCAGAAUCUGGGAUGUUCUUCUCGCUUCUGCUGCCGUCUGGGUUAUUAAAGAUGAUGUUUUGUGUCGUCAUUAUGGCUGGAGCUCACAACAGUGAUGACAAACAACAGCAGCAGCAGCAGCACAUCAAGUGCUGGAAAAUAAUCACCAACAGACCCGUCACGAGAAUGGAUUGUGUAACUAUUGAUCAACAACUCUUCACAAUUUGUACCUGGGCAAAUUACUGAUACCAGUUAUAAUGCUUAAUAAUACAAAAUUAAUAUGAUUGUACAAAUGUUACAUAGAGCACAAGUGCCAGUGGUAAAUUUCUUUGGCUUGACCAACUGAUGUCACAGUUUUCAUGUGGACAUACACACACAGACACAGAGCCUUGUAGUUUGUGUACACACUACCCCAGACUGUAGCUUACAAAUUAUGCAUCAAUGAGCAUAUUGGACAUUGUAUGAACUUGAUGAAUAUGAUGGAAAGCUCAGAUAUUCAGGAAGCUCAGCCGUCACUAUGAAGGUUCACCAUGCUCCUGUAGUCAUACACAACGUGUACAAACUGGAAAACUUUAAUAAUUACAUGCUUCAAAUCAUUUACCUUACUAGCCAUUAGAGUCUGGCCAUGAUAUACUACACCGCACAUGGUCAGUGGCCAUGAUAUACUUCACUGCACAUGGUCAGUGGCCAUGAUAUACUACACUGCACAUGGUCAGUGUUUGGCCAUGACAGACUACACUAUACGCAGUCAGUGGCAGUGAUAUACUACACCACACAUUGUCAGUUGUGUGGCCAUGAUACACUAUACCAUAUAUGGUCAGUGUGUGGCCAUGACACACUAUACCAUAUAUGGUCAGUGUGUGGCCAUGACAGACUAUACCAUAUAUGGUCAGUGUCUGGCCAUGACAGACUACAUGAGACAUGGUCAGUGUUUGGCCAUGACAGACUACACUAUACGCAGUCAGUGGCAGUGAUAUACUACACCACACAUUGUCAGUGUGUGGCCAUGAUACACUAUACCAUAUAUGGUCAGUGUCUGGCCAUGAUAGACUACACCAUAUAUGGUCAGUGUGUGGCCAUGAUAGACUACACCAUAUAUGGUCAGUGUGUGGCCAUGAUACACUAUACCAUAUAUGGUCAGUGUCUGGCCAUGAUAGACUACACCAUAUAUGGUCAGUAUGUGGCCAUGAUACACUAUACCAUAUAUGGUCAGUGUCUGGCCAUGAUAGACUACACCAUAUAUGGUCAGUGUUUGGCCAUGACAGACUACACUAUACGCAGUCAGUGGCAUUGAUAUACUACACUGCACAUGGUCAGUGUCUGGCCAUGAUACACUAUACCAUAUAUGGUCAGUGUGUGGCCAUGAUACACUAUACCAUAUAUGGUCAGUGUCUGGCCAUGAUAGACUACACCAUAUAUGGUCAGUAUGUGGCCAUGAUACACUAUACCAUAUAUGGUCAGUGUCUGGCCAUGAUAGACUACACCAUAUAUGGUCAGUGUGUGGCCAUGAUAGACUACACCAUAUAUGGUCAGUGUCUGGCCAUGAUAUACUACACCAUAUAUGGUCAGUGUUUGGCCAUGAAUAACUACACUAUUUUAGAAAUUUAGAAAACUUGCCUCACAAUCAAUAAUGGGUGGUAACAGCUAACUGCAGCAUUGUUUACUGGAAGUAUAUCAAUUACGAUAGCAAAGUCUAGGAUAAAAGAAACAAAGGAUGAAUAGUAUAUGACGUUUUUCAUAAAAUAUAUUAUGUACACGAACCUAUGGUGAGUACAUCUCAUUUGCAUACUAUAGCUUGCAUCAGAAACAUACAUUUUGACUUUGAUGAAAUAUCAAGGGGUAAAAAUGACACGAUUUGCUCUUCUGUAAACUCCUCUAUUUCAGAUGAGUUUACAGAAAGUGUUAAAAACAAACGUUGGGAAAAACGAUAGUCAUAGAAUAUUUAACAAUCAAACUUUAGUUGUGUUCAAAACUACGAAAUAAAUGACAAAACCCAUUUUAUUUCUCUUUCCCGGAGUAUUUUACAUGCCACUGAUAUGCUCCUGUACAUACGCUGUAUCUGUGAUAAAUGAUACGUUGUUUUGAUGACUGCUUCCAGUUUACAGUGCUCUCCUGAGGGAGGCACAUUAGUCAGAAGUUAGUAGAGGAUUCAGGAGUCCAAAAUAAUACACCUUCUCUUUGUUUAGCCAGGAAUUAAUCCUCUGUCCAUCCAUAUAUUCCAUUUAACAUUUUGUAGUUUCCACAUCUCUCAAAAUAUUUGUGAUUUUCCCCAAGUAUAAUGUUUGUUAUAUAAGGUUGUAUAGAGAUUUCUGUUCACACACUCACUGACAACACUUGUUUUAAUAAGCUGAAAUGUUUAUCCAAGCAAAUGUUAUUGGGUCUGACCCUGCAAAGUGCUUACCGAAUUUCAAAUAUUGCCAGCAUGGUAGCCAUAAUGAAAAUGUUAUUUUUGUUUUUAUUUUCUGUGUGCAUCAUUGAAAUUUGCUCUUCAGUAAACAUAUGGUGUGGUUUAAA